This is a messenger RNA of Acanthoscelides obtectus, 1626 nucleotides long. The record is from the annotation of a GenBank genome assembly. Lineage: Eukaryota; Metazoa; Arthropoda; Insecta; Coleoptera; Chrysomelidae.
AUGCCUAUACCUUUAUUUUACAAAACUGUUCAUCCUGGUGACGAGUCCUACUUUUUUCCCCGCGUCUCACAUGCCAGUAGUCUGCUGGAUCUCUUUCUGACCACGCAUCCUGCCCCUUACAGCACUGCUGUCCUGUCCCCCCUGGGUAACUCAGACCACGGUGUUGUGGAGGUUAGGUUUCGGUCAGAACCCGCUGUGGCAGCAGAAACUCGUACAGGCCGCAAAACUUGGCAUUACGGACAUGCCGACUGGGAGGGGCUCAGAGAUUUCUUCUCUAGCUUUCCUUGGAAAGAUGUAUGUUUCACUGACGCGGAUGCGUCGGCUGUCUGUUCUUCGAUAAGAGAAAUUAUCCACGUCGGAAUGGAGGAAUACAUCCCUCACACAGUGAAAGUGCCUAGACCAGGGUCCAACGGCUGGUUUAACAAAUCAACCUUCUUGCAAAACCCCACUGUAGAGAACAGACAAGCUGACGCUGCCAAGGCGGAAGUGCUAGCCAAGACCUUUGCUGCCAACUCCACCAUGGACGUCCCCCCCAACGUCCAAGUGUCGUCAAUUCAAAGGGUUCCGUACACUAUGCGGGAGGUAACAUUCAGGCAUAAGACCGUAAGACGAAGGUGUGCACCGGAGCUUGCUCCAAGUCUUUCGCGUCUCUUCCAGAUAUCUUAUGAAUCCGGCACCUUCCCAGAAAACUGGAAAUUUGCUCAUGGAUCUAAGACCGACCCUUACAACUACAGGCCUAUAGCUCUAGCUUUACAUAAGGUGAUGGAGAGGUGCAUAAAUCGCGAGCUUCUGGACUACCUCGAACGUCACGGCUUGAUUAGCGACAAGCAGUAUGGUUUCCGGCACCAGCGAUCCACAGGGGACCUCCUAGCUUACGUCACUCAAUUGUGGAGUAAACUCAUCCAGUCUUAUGGUGAGGCUCAUGUCGUUGCUCUUGACAUCACGAAAGCGUUCGAUCAGCUGUGGCACGCUGCCCUCUUAAGCAAACUUUCAUCCUAUGGCCUCCCAGAAAAGCUUUGCAGAUGGGUGGCUGACUUUAUCUCUGGCCGCGAGAUAUCCGUCGUAAUUGACGGGUUCUCCUCUUCAUCCCACAACGUCAACGCGGGUGUUCCCCAGGGAUCGGUCUUGGCUCCGACUCUGUUUCUCUUACAUAUCAACGACCUCCUUUCCUGCACGAUCAACCCAAUCCACAUCUUCGCUGAUGACAGCACUUUGGAAAAAAGAAGACUAGCGAUGACUUCCUCUCUGACAAGAGACCUGGAGGCUACCACUGCUUGGGGACGCAACAAUCUUGUACAGUUCAAUGCUUCCAAAACGCAGCACUGUACUUUGACGAACAAAAAGCUUCUGCCAAAGAGCCAUUCAUUUCGGCUGGUCGGAGUCCAGAUCACCGAGGACCUGAUCUGGCACGAACACAUUUCGUCAAUAGUGGAAGCUGCUGGAAAAAAGCUAGGCUAUUUGUUUAGGGCUAAGAAGUACUUUUCUCCGCAUGACCUUCUCACUCUAUACAAGGCCCAGAUAAGGCCUAUCCUCGAGUAUUGCUCACACAGGAGGGCUGUCCGACUGAUCGAUGACUCUUCUCUAACACUCUCUUCCAUGAUGCCGUCGCGCAAUGUGCCUGAGUAG